This is a messenger RNA of Capra hircus (goat), 3772 nucleotides long. RefSeq names its product translation initiation factor IF-2-like. The coding region runs from base 1215 to 3179 and encodes 654 amino acids. Lineage: Eukaryota; Metazoa; Chordata; Mammalia; Artiodactyla; Bovidae. The record is from RefSeq and is a predicted model, not a curated record. The transcript is spliced from 2 exons.
CCUAACGGCGAGGAGCGCGGGCUGCAAAGAGAAACCGAGGCAAGGGCGCCCCCUAUGCCUGGGACCAGCGAGUGCAGCGGCGAGCGGCGAGCGGCGAGCGGCGAGCGGCGAGCUGCGUCCGCCCAUCCUGCGGAGCGUGCGCCGCCUCUGGUCCCCGCGCCAGCCCGCUAGCCUAGCCGCCCGCCCAGCCGUCCUGGCGGCGGGGGGGCCCGGGUGUCCACGGCAGGACUGCCCGGCGCACUGCCGGCGCCAGGAGCCAGGGGCUCCCCACACCUUCCGAGAUUCCUGUCGAGUGGCUUCGAGACCCAGCGCCAUCCCCCACCGCCUACACUUGCCCUCCUGUCCCAAGCAACUCGAAGCCACUGGGAGGCAGCCGCCCCCGCCCCUUGCCUCUGCGUCCCUUUUCCCUUCCCUCUCUCUAGCCUCCAGGGAAACAAAGGGGCUUUUUAUAAAGCGAAUUGGCGGCGGCGGCGACGGGGAUGGUGGGGGGGAAUCUAUAAAGACAACAAGAGGCGGGGUGAGGGAUGAAGCUGAGCGGCCUCCGGGAGCCCCAAGCGACCGUGGCGGCCAGGAAGCCCCAGCGAGAGCGCGGUCGACCCCCCUACCCUAGUCCGUGAUCACUCAGGUGGGGGCCCGCACCCGCGGAAUGCUAGGCUGCCUCGUUGACAUGCUGCUUGCCGGCUCGCCGAAGCCUGGGAACCGGAUCGCCCCGGCCGCGGGACCCAGGCUGGGCGGCGUGAGGCCCGCGGGUUCUCCCCUGGGAGACCCGGGCCCUCUGCUCUUCCCAGCUAACUCUUUCGAAAUUGCUCAGGCUUGGGGAGAGUUUGCGUCUUUGUUCCAGCGAGGCAGCCUCUCGUACACCCAGCUCGCUCGCCCUCACAAAGUACCGGAGCUGGCCUUGGUCGGCUACCUGCAAAUGGCACGUUCGCCGUGGGGACGGCGCCCGGGGGGGGAUUCCUUCUGCUGCCGAACAACGACAAGCCACCCCAGCAAGUAAAGUCGCUUCUCUCCACGUCCCUGAGCCAUCCUGUGCUCCCGCCCGCGUACACACUCACACCUACAAUCGGGGUGCCCCAAACGGCCGCACCCGGCUGCAGGGGCACGACGGGGCGAAACCCCGGCCCGAAGUGCGUCUGUUUGCUCAGGUUCCGACGACUUCAGGGCAGUUUUCUGCAAUAUAAUCCUAUUAGUGUCUGCUCAGUCCGCAUUUAAUUAUGGAUCAAAAUCAGACGGUACAGCCAGCUCUCCAAGAGGCUUCCGACACGCUGCCUCGGGACGGAGCCUGGCCGAGCCAACUGGCCGUGAAAAGUAUUUGGCGGCGCUCCGGGGGGCUUCCCGCCCGCCCUUGUUGGCCCUGGGUUGUGCCGCUGCUCCGAGGCCUGGGAGCUCGGGUCGCGGGGGCGCCGGGAGCUCCGGGCAGGAGCCCAGUCGGGGCUGCCUCCGGCCGCCAGCUCUGCUCGGGGCUGCUCUCCAGAGGAGAAUUUGGCAGGGAAGGGAGCGAGAGGCGGCGGGCUCGGCGGGCGCACACUCCACACUCCCGUUCGGUGGCGGCAAACUGGCUACGGGUGGGGGUGGGGGGUGAAUCCUGCGCCCAGCGCCCACUGUCGACUGGUCCAGGCUCUGGGAGCCAGGAUGCGAAGGCAGCGUCGCCAGUGGCAUCCGGGCAGCAAGCGGCUCCGGGUGCGCCGGGACCGAGCGGGAGCCUCCUGGUGGCCCAGCGCGGCCGGGGGAGCCCUCGUGGCCCGCGCCCCUCUGCCUUCCCUCCUCAGUGCUUGACUGCCCCUGCCCAAUUCCAGACACCCGGCGAGCAAUGGGGCAGGCACAGGCCACGGUUCUGGGCGAUGCGAGCUGCGCUCCGCUCGGCCCGGCCAGUUAGAGAAGCGGGCGACCACGCGCAGCGCCAGGUGGGCCGUGUGCUCGGAGCAAACUUCGGGGUCCCCCGGCCCUCAGUAACCCGGGGCCUGCGCUCCUCCGCGACGCAGGCCAAAAGUGGGGGCCACAAGUGCAGCUCGGCGCCCCCAGAGCAUUCGGACCUCCCGCGCCCGCCCUCAGCCUUACCGUGCUGCGGAGCUCCCGCGGCGGCGGUGGCGGGGGCAGUGCCCAACGGGCAGGCUGCCGCCAGUGCGGGCAACCUGGCCUCCGGCGCCUGCCGAGCGGCCCGGCUGGGUGGCAGAUCUCCCCCGGGUAGCGGCCGGUGCCCCCCGAGCCCGCCCGCCGCCAGCCGCUUCAGCUCGCGGCCAAGUUCAUGCCGGCGGCGCUGCAGCGGCGGCCUCAGUCUGCUCGCUCCAUUCCCACCGCCCGGCUCCGCGCCGCGCGCCCGGAAGGUGGAGUUUCGGGGGUUUAAGUUACUGAUAGGCAUUUCUCACUGCUGUGUCACUCGGGGAGGAGGAGACACGCACGCCGCACACUCACACACCCUCACACUCAAGGCGACGAGCGGCUCCGGCCUUAAAGGGGAAGCCGCGCUGCCCCGCCCGCGACCCCGCCGGACCCGGAGUCCUGAAACGCCAAGUUCCGGGCCCGCACCGGGCGGGGGGCAGCGGAAGGCGGCGACCGCCAGAGGGGCCUACCGGGCCGUCCGGCCACUCUUUGAAAAGGAAAGCGGCCGCAGGCUGGCCUCCCUGUGGUCGCCUCGCUUCUCCAGUCAACUCCAGCCAGGGCAGCUGGGCAGCAACGGGAGGCAAGGAAGGGGCACGGGGACACUCACCUCGGUGGCUCCGCACGCUGCAGGAGACGAUCGGUGCCUUAGGCGGCAGGUGGCUUGCCUAGACGGUGCGCCGCUGGCCAGAGGCGACAGCGGAGUGACCGAGCGUCCCCGGGCACAAGCGGAUGGAGCUGGCCGGAGGGCAGCAAGCGGGGCCCCGCGCGCGCGGCAGGAACACAGCUUCUUCGUGAACUGCCCGGCGGCGAGCCGGAGCGUGCCGCCCGCCCUCUACCCACCCGCUACCCUCCGGGCACCAAGGCCCGUGGCUCCCUUCCCCGUCUCCCCGGGGGCUGGCCCGCGCCCCCCAUCCGGAGUCCCCGUCUGGGCUGCGUCUCCUAACCUGAACUUCCCGAGUGGCGGCGGGGGCCGAGCCCAGCCCGUGGACGCCGCGUCUGGUCCGACAGCAGCAACGCCGAGUGCAGCCCCCGAGUGGCCUGCGGAGUCCCGCCUGCACCUCAGAGGAGCAACCUGUUAGCAGCACAUCUGGUCACGACUCGGCCGAGUUGCGGGCCGGGAAUAAAAGGGAGAGCCCGCCGCCCUUUCGGCCCCUCCUUCCCUCCACGCCCACGCCCUCGGUCCGAGGGAAGCGCCGAGCCCCCUCACAGAAGCGAACGAAGUCCUUUCGUGGGCUGCGUAGGUGUUCCCGAGCAGAGCGCUGGCCUCGGAGCGUUUCCCGAAGUUUCCUGACGGAGGAGCCACGCCCGGGCCCCCGCCGCGGGCGCAGGUGUUGGACUCCUGCUCCUCCGUCCCGGUCCUGGGGCGAGCGCGGCCCAAUGGGGGCGACGAAGGUGCGCGGCCCUGCCGGGCUGUUGGGAAGGAAUCCACCUUGGCCGGGCCCCGCUGGGGCUUCCCUGGAGAGGGCCAGCGGCCAGGAGAACGUAUUGCGCUCUGGUGAUCGAAACGGAUCGCAGUUCCUUACCUUCGGUCCCCACUAGGCCGCAGUUGGAGACCUGGGGCCCUGGCGGGUCGGAGUCCUGCGGGGACGGGGGUCAUCCUAGACUCACCGCGUCCCCGUAAAGCGAGAGCAAGUUUGCAUCUUGAAGGAAAUUGGAUUAAACAAAACGGAAG